UUCGGUUCGCUGUGAGAGGGCGAUGAGCUACGAACUGCAAGGCUGGAAAGCCUCUCCAGUUCACCAACAAAAUAACCGGGUAGCAUAAUAGUAGCGAGACAGCGUGAGUGUCAUUGUUCCACGACGUUUUCAUGGAUUCAACAGAACGUAAACCGGUUAACGUAAAUCUGUGUCAAAUGGAUUCUUCUUAUGCCAGUUUGUAGACUAGGCUACAACGCUCAGUGAUAGAGUUGAUAUAUUGCGGGAGUCGAAGAAACAAUUGGGAAUCAAUACGUUCAAAACGAAAUCGGACGUCAUGAUAGCGCCUAAAACAUUUUAGUUAAGCUGUAGCCAGAUGAGUCUGCUGUGGAGGCCGUGACUUCCUCUCUGGUGAUCCAGAGGCUGCUGCUGCUGCUGCUGCUCCUGCUCCUUCCUGGUGCCCCGUGCGGGAGCGAGGAGAGGGGGGAUGUCGGCCGCACAGAUGCAGAGUGACGGGGAGCAGCGCUGGGGCUGCCUGGAGUCGCUGGGUCUGAGCCCACGGGAGCUGGUACUGGCUGAGGCCCUGCAGAUGGAGUAUGAUGCCCUGUCGCGCCUUCGGCAGGACAAGAGCCCGGCCAGCAGCAAGGGCCUGCCCGAUGGGGAUGAGGGGGGAAGCAACCCCCCACCGCCGCCCCAGAGGGAGCUACCACUGCCCCCUCCCCGGCCAGUCCCAAGCCCCCCGGGGAGUAGCUUUCAGAUGGGAGAUUGGGGAUCGGACCCCCUACUCCAGCCCAAUGGUGAUGGACAGCCCAGCAGGAGCAACACUCAACCGCCAACGUCCAGCAAGGAGCCGCUGUACAUCCUGGAAACGGGGCCCAUGAGCAAGGGCCACUAUGAAGGACUCCCUCCCCCAAACGAGCCGCCGCCAGCUCUGCCCCCGCGCAACCCUCUGCCGCCCCUGCCGGACCCACCGAGACGCCCCCCGCCGACCCCCAGAGACAUCAACCUGUUCAGCCCGGAAGUGGACCAGCCCAAGCUGCUGUCCGCCGAUACGGUCAACUACGACCACCUCAACGACUCGCUGACCAAACUCAACGGGAACUGGUCCAGCCCCAGGGGGCGGCGAGGGGUCGGGGAGCAGGGAGGGAAGCCCGUGGCCCGGAGCAAAACCCUGCCGCCUCAGGUGCCCCCACGCACCUACGUGCCAACUCCAAAGUGUGCCCGAGCCAACCGCAGGGCGUCAGCAGACCCGGUGUCUCUGGGCUCGCGACUGAAUGGCUUGGGCUAUGAGCUCUUCCAAGUGUCUGAGGAACGGGAUGAAGAGGUGGCCGCCUUCUGUCACAUGCUGGAUGUUUUACGUUCGGCGUACCCUUGCAAUGAUCUCUCCAAGAACGCCGGCUUCGUGUGGAGCCCCUGUGUCACACAGGACGAGCUGCAGCAGGCCCUAGGGGUCAGCAUCAAAGUCACGGUGGUCAGCGAACUCUUCAGAGAGCCUCUCACCUUCACCUGCGAUGGAUCGUCCACGGUGGACCUGCUGAUCUAUCAGACACUGUGCUACACGCACAAUGACCUGGAGCUCAUUGACGUGGAUGGCUACCUGCUGAAGAUCUGCGGAAAGGCUGAGUUCCUGCACAAUAAGCAGACCCUUGCAAGUCUGGAGUACAUUCAGCAAUGCCUGAAGUUCGACUGGGACAUCCGCCUAAACCUGAGCGAAAGGGCAUCCGUGUGCGUGGAGCUGGCGAGAACGGAGGAUGAUGACGAGACGCCGUCCAGCAUGAACCAUAGCAUCGAGCUUCAGGAGCGCACCAUCAAACAGACAGUCACCAGAGAGGCUCUGACGCUGCUUCUGGACACUUUCCAUAAUGAGGCCGAGUCCUUCCUCUUAUCAGAGGUGGAGAUACCUUUGCACGUGGAGAGGUUGGUGCAGUCGGUGAAGGCACUGUGUAGCUCUCUGGCCUCUGUUGAAACGCCGGACGUGACCUCUGCCCUGAACCAGCUGCCCGCCUGCCCCUGUCGACUGCAGCCCCGCGUGCAGAAGGAUGUGACGGUGUUGGCGAGGAGAGAGAACAGAGAAAAAGUGGUGGAGAAACUGACGUCGGCCAUCUUGGAUCUGGUGGAGCUGUACUGCAGCACAUUCAAUGCCAACUUCCACACAGCACCUCACAGCUACCGGCCCACUGUGCCAAUCCAGGAAGCUGGCAUGGUGACCAAUGUGUUGUCCUUCAGCGUCUAUGGUGCCCACCGCAUUCCUAUAACGUGGGCUGCCAGCUACGAGGGCUUCUUCCUGUCCUGCUCGCUCACACAUGGCGCUACGGAGUUGUGCGCCCCCCAGCACACCAGCAAGCAGGCUGUCAGCAAGUAUCUGUUCCAUCUGGUGGUCUGGGACCAGAGGGUUUGUUUCCCAGUUCAAAUCAACCAGUUGCCACGGGAGACGCAGCUGACGGUGACCUUGUAUGCCAGCCCCUUACCGCCCCCUGGAGGGGCAGAGGAGAAGGGCAAGCAGCGGCGCAGUGCAGAAUCCCUUGGCUGGGUCACCAUGCCCCUCUUCAACUUCAGACACGUUCUGACUUGUGGAAGGAAGUUGCUUGGUCUGUGGCCCUCAACACCAGGAAGCGCUGGAAAUGCUCGCUCAAGUACGCCAAACUUCAGCCAGCCAGACAGUGUCAUUGUACAGGUGGACUUCCCCACCUCCUCAUUCGAGGUGCGUUUCAGCACCCCUGCGCCGGCCGAGUUCAGCCCCCAGUAUGAGUUCUCGCGGCUGGACCAGCACAGCCAGAAGCAGUUGCGAGACAUCCUGCAGAAGAAGUCCCUCUUCUGGCUGUCUCAGGACGAGAAGCGUCUGCUGUGGGAGAAGCGCUACUUCUGCCAUGCGGAGAGCAGCAGGCUGCCUCUGGUGCUCGCUAGCGCCCCCCGCUGGGAGUGGGCCUGCCUGCCCGACAUUUACGCCCUGCUGCGCCACUGGGCCUGCAUGAACCACUGGAUGCAGUGGGCCUUCUACACGCCCACGUUCCCUGAUCAGGAAUGUAGGCGAACCGCUGUCCAGUGGAUGGACACAAUAUCUGAUCCAGAACUGCUGGACUUCCUGCCACAGUUAGUGCAGGCUCUGAAGUAUGAGUGUUACCUGGACAGCCCUCUGGUGCGCUUCCUGUUGAGGAGAGCCAUAGCAGACAUGCGCAUCGCUCACUACCUUUUCUGGCUGCUGAAGGACGCUCUGCAGGACUCUCAGUUCAGCGUGCGCUACCAGCAGCUGCUGGCCGCCGUGCUGUGCUGCGUGGGCCGUGGCCUCCGCGAGGAGUUUGACCGCCAGAGCUGGCUGGUGUCCAUCCUGGCCCAGGUCGCCCAGCGAGUGCGAGACGCCUCGCCUUCCUCACGCCAGGCGGUCCUCAGGGAAGCGCUGGAUGAGGUAAAGCAGUUCUUUUCUGCCAGCAGCAGUUGCCGCCUCCCCUUAAACCCUGGCCUCCUGGUGAAGGGCAAUCAACAUCAAUCCUGCUCCUUCUUCAACUCCAACGCUGUCCCCCUCAAGCUCUCCUUCCAAAGCAUGGACCCCCUUGGAGACCAGAUCAACGUCAUCUUCAAGUCUGGGGACGAUCUGAGACAAGACAUGCUGACCCUGCAGAUGAUCCGCAUCAUGAACAAGAUCUGGAUCCAGGAGGGCCUAGACAUGAGGAUGGUCAUUUUCCACUGCUUCUCCACUGGCCGUGGAAGAGGGAUGGUGGAGAUGAUCCCCAACGCCGAGACUCUGCGGAAAAUCCAGGUGGAGCACGGGGUCACCGGUUCCUUCAAGGACCGCCCACUGGCCGACUGGCUGCUGAAGCACAACCCCACAGAGGACGAGUAUGAAAAGGCGGUGGAGAACUUCAUCUACUCGUGCGCUGGCUGUUGUGUGGCCACCUACAUCCUGGGUAUCUGUGACCGCCACAAUGACAACAUCAUGCUCAAAACCAGCGGUCACAUGUUCCACAUCGACUUUGGGAAGUUCCUGGGCCACGCCCAGAUGUUUGGCAGCAUCAAGCGAGACCGUGUUCCAUUCGUCUUCACCUCAGACAUGGCCUACGUUAUCAACGGUGGAGACAAGCCUUCCAGAAGAUUCCAUGACUUUGUUGACCUGUGCUGUGAGGCUUACAACCUCAUUAGGAAACACUCACACUUGUUCCUCAACCUACUGGGCUUGAUGUUGUCCUGUGGGAUCCCAGAGCUGUCUGAUCUGGAGGACCUGAAGUACGUCUGCGAUGCCCUUCGGCCACACGAGUCGGAGGCUGAUGCCACCAUGUACUUUACCAGGUUAAUUGAGUCCAGUCUGGGCAGUGUUGCCACCAAGCUGAACUUCUUCAUCCACAACCUGGCCCAGAUGAAGUUCGCCUCCUCAGAGGAGCGGCCCGUCCUGUCCUUCGCCCCACGUGUCUACACAAUCAAGAGCGACGGCUCCAUCCGGAGCCUAUUCGUCUGUCAGCACAUGAAAACCUACAGCCCCAAUAAAGGCUAUACGUACGUGGUGAAGGUGGAGAGAGAUGGCCAACAGGGGGCGACGCUGGUGCAGAGGAGCUUUGAGGAGUUCCACGAGCUUCACACCAAACUUCGCCUCAUCUUCCCCUCCUCCAAGUUGCCCAGCUUCCCCAGCCGCUUUGUGAUUGGUCGAUCUCGUGGUGAGGCCAUGGCUGACCGAAGGAAAGACGAGCUGAACGGCUACGUGUGGCACCUGAUCCACGCCACUCCAGAGGUUGCACAGUGUGACCUGGUCUACACGUUCUUUCAUCCCCUACCCCGAGAUGAGCGGCCAGGAACUGUGGUGAACACACUCCACACAAAACCUGGAGACUUCUCAUGGAGUCCUGUCCCUGGCAAAGUUGCAGGGGAAGUGAAACUCUCACUUUCCUUCAAGAGUGAUAAACUCUUUAUCAUGGUGAUGCACAUCCGUAGCCUGCAACCACUGCAGGAUGGCACGGACCCUGACCCCUAUGUCAAACUCUACCUCCUUCCCGAUCCCCAGAAAACCAGCAAGAGGAAGACCAAGGUUGCCCGGCGCACAUGCAACCCCACGUAUAAUGAGAUGUUGGUGUAUGACGGGAUCCCGCGGGGAGACCUGAAGCAGAGGGUGAUCCACCUGCGUGUGCUGAGUGAGGGGGCCUUCUGGGAGAGCACGCUCCUGGGGGAGGCCUUCAUCCCGCUCAAGAGCCUGGAGCCUGGCCAGCACUUGGUCGACUGGUACCAGCUGGGCACCGAGGGCUCCGAAACCAGCCGCUGAGCCCUAAGAGUGUGUGUGUGAGUGUGUGUGUGUGUGUGUGUGUGUGUGGGAGGGGGGGGGGUGGGGACUGUGACCUGGUAACGUGGAGCGUGAUAUUAAAAAGGGGAUCAUGGAGUGUGUGAAGUUUGCUCAUGAGUUAUUGGUGAGCUGAUGAAGAAGCCCAUGGCUCAGAGGUGGAUAAUUUUCCCUCCUAGGGGGGGCAUCGUGUUGUGUUGUCUUCAGACUUAUAGCGUGGGAGAGACACUGGACCCUCUGAUGGGCCAGCCAUCACCGGAUACUGUAUGUGGUGUGACACAUUACAGGAGCGGACAUGGGGGACAUGGGGGGGGCGGGGGGGGUGUUGGGUUAAGACUGGGUGAGACUCCACAGGGGGAUCAGACCACUGAAGGCAAAGCUGGGGGGAGCCUUUGCAUCUGCGGUUGACACCCAAGAACUGUGAGGAAUGCUCAAAGGUGGCUGAAAAUAAGAGUCCGCUGUAAAGUCUGCUUAUCGCUUAGUGCUUAUGAAUUUGUGCAGCCCUGCUCUACUAUGUUGAGAAAUUAAAAGGGAAAUUUUAAGUUAUGUUAUUUUUUUAAUAAAUCGUUUAUGAUUUUCUUUUGCUCAGUUGUGUUGAGCUGGGUUGUGUUGUAGCCUAUGGUAUAUAUUAUAAUAAUAUUAUAAUCAUUUCUCUGUUCUACAGAUCAUUUAGAUCUAAGAGAGAGAGUGGUUGCUUUUGUACUGUAAAAUUGGGCACAUUUUGUGGCUUCAGUCAACUUGUCUCGUUUGUAAUCUGCACCUAACCAUAGGCACCAUUUUUACCAUUGAUUGCCAUUAGAUUGACGGUGGUAGUUACCAUUUGUCAACUGUAAUUACUAUUGCAACAUAUUGCAAUAUGGAAUUACACUGGGAAAAGACUUUGAAAUGUAGAAUAUUUUGUUAGGAUUGCGUGCUCUUAUUAUAAUCAGUAGUAAAUCUUAUUAUUACUACUUUGAUUAUAGGGGAUCGGGUUUGUUAUCAAAUAGCCACAUCACAAGGGUUAAAGGAAAGUCGACCUCAGAAACAUUUCCACCUUGCUAUUAAAUUAGGUGCUUCUAAAUUGCUAAUACAACAGUGGAUUUACUGUGCUCUACGUCAAAUUCUUUGCAUGCAUUGAAACCUGCUAUCCAAUAGACACUUGGCCACUGGCUUGUACUUGUUAAGCAGUGUCAACUUUUUCCUUAUGUGUUGUUUUGAUGAUCAAAACAGGCAUUUGUCUUUAUUUAUUUGCCAGGAAGCGAGACCACAUUUUGAUUGGUAAUGCCUAUGCCUAUGGUCUUGACCUUGCUUUCAAUUAAUACUUCUUCAUAAUUGGGAUUUAGAGCAGAGAUUGUAGACAAUAUCUUGCUGUGUAUGUUUGUUUGCUUUUCUGUCUGUGUCUGUGUGCUUGCUGUGUGAGUCUUGCUUUGGCGUUAGGGUUAGGCCAAACCUCUGACUUCAACUACUCUUCUGAAAAUUGUCAUGGCACACAUGCUAAGGAAGCCUUAUCCCAUGAUAGCUUAUGUACAGUCACAACUGAAGGAAAGAAAAAUGAUUAGCAUUUGUUUGUUUUGUUUUCAGUUAACAUUUGUUUUCAGUUAACAAUUCAGAGGCUGACAAUGACAGUCUACGGAUAUCAUCAGGCUUUAGUAACAUUUCACCUAUUCCAGAUUUAUUAGCAAUAUAAAUUAAAGUAUAUUCUGGUGUGAGCAUCUAUGCCUUCACCUACCUCAGCCUUAUCUAGUUGCACCCAUUUGCUUACUCCAUUUCCCUACAACAAACCCAAAUAAACCGGUUCCAUCAAGCUAUUCAUACGUGGCCGACACCUUCCUGAGCAGCUACAUUACUCCCACAAUUGUUCUGCAUACAAUAAGCAUUUUUCUUUCCAUCAGGAAGUGUCACUUUGUGGUCAAGUGGUAGGUUUUAUGACCUGUUUGCUUGACGAAAGGGUCUAUUUGUGUGAUCAGACUGCAACAAUUAUUUUUUUUCCCUUGCUGUGUGUAGCAGCAAGUUCUUUGUAGGCCUGAAUAUGUGUGUUGUGUUGAGUUGUGGUGGAUGAAUGAAGAAGACUCUUGGUUGAAAGGGAAGAGGUUGCAGUCCCAACAUGUUGAAAAGCCUGCAGGGCAUGUGAUUGAGCAGAGAAAGGGCACAAGAAUGUAUUUAAGAUUUGGGUGGAUUUUUAAGGUGUUAUAAUUAGUGACGAAUAACCAUUUCAAUGUGAUUAAAUAAAAGUUCUUCCUAGUAAAUCC
This is a messenger RNA of Alosa sapidissima (American shad), 7443 nucleotides long. RefSeq names its product phosphatidylinositol-4-phosphate 3-kinase, catalytic subunit type 2 beta (gene pik3c2b). Gene Ontology annotation, biological process: phosphatidylinositol-mediated signaling; phosphatidylinositol-3-phosphate biosynthetic process; phosphatidylinositol 3-kinase/protein kinase B signal transduction. The record is from RefSeq and is a predicted model, not a curated record. Gene Ontology annotation, cellular component: plasma membrane; cytoplasm; phosphatidylinositol 3-kinase complex. Lineage: Eukaryota; Metazoa; Chordata; Actinopteri; Clupeiformes; Clupeidae. Gene Ontology annotation, molecular function: 1-phosphatidylinositol-4-phosphate 3-kinase activity; phosphatidylinositol binding; 1-phosphatidylinositol-3-kinase activity.